CAGCAUUUCGUUUUGUGCACUUGACAUACAGUGGAUCUCCCAUCAGUCAAAGUUAAUACCAGACAAACUAUAAGAACAGAUUCCUAAGAAUGGACAAAAAGACGAAUGCUUUGGGUGAGACUUCAGUCAUCAGCGAUGCUCACAAAGAUUCUGAUUCAAAUUUAUCCUGUGGUAUCCUCAAGGAUGGCACUCGUUUCUUUUACCCAGAAACAAUGUCUGUUGUCCAAUCGCUAACUUCCUUCAAGACAUGGAAUUCGUUUGGAACCUUAGUUUGGUUGGCUUCAGUGGUAGCCAUAGGAUCCACGUGGUUGCUAUAUUUGAUGGGGGCUUUACCUGUUUGGUAUUUUUGUGUUCAAUUCGCCUUUUGGCGUAUAGUAUACAACCUUGGUAUUGGCUACAUUUUACACAAGCAGUCCAAUAGCUCCUUUUUUGUCCGAAUCUAUCACAGUGCAAUGAGGCGUUACCCUUUCUUGCGAUCGCUAUUGGAGGAAUCUGUUGUAUUUACAAAGGGCAAGUACAAAGUGUCUGAGUUCCCUGAUGUGUUCAACGCAUGGAUGCUGUUUCGUCAGCUGGAAAAUGUUGUUCUUUCCAGCGAUCUUAUUUCUUACAUUGUCCUUUCCAUGGUGUGUUGGGAAAAAAUAUCACCCUGGUGUCCGCUAGACAUGCUUUGUUUUUUCAUUGGGCUUGGAUCAAUUUUAUUUUCCCUGCGUUGCAAAAUCGAGGCGCACCGCGUGGUGGGGGACUUUGCCUGGUAUUGGGGUGACUUUUUCUUUUUACUAGACAGAAAGCUCGUGUUCGAAGGAAUCUUCCAAAUGUUUCCACACCCUAUGUAUACAGUUGGAUACACAUUUAUGUAUGGUAUUCCACUCAUGGCGAAGUCCUACACUCUCUUUUAUAUGAGUGUUUUUGGCCACUUGUCGCAAUUGGCUUUUCUGGCUCUGGUAGAAAAUCCACAUAUUGACCGCACUUAUAGUCAAAUUGUUGAGAUAUCAGAGGAAGAUAAACAAAGGGAUGCAAUUUUGUAUGGUGAAGGUUAUCUCAAACCCAAGGAGAUGAUAACACUUCUUAACUUUAACAUUUUUCGUGCGAGUGAUUUACUUCUUGCUUUAGUAAUUUUUUACUUGUUUUUAUGUAUUUUCUUACCUAUACCACCAUAUGCGUUCGUUAUACAUGCUCUUUUCUGGCGUGUGUUUCACAAUGGUUUUUUGGGUUAUCUUCUACGAGAGGAGUCGGAAAAAAGAUGGUUCUCUAAACAGUAUGAAUCACAAAAAAUUGCUUUCAGAAACUGGAAACGUAUUUACAAUGCCAGCGUAACGAUUACAUCUAUAGCCUAUUGUCUGUGCGCGUAUAAACUAUUUCAAUGGGAAAUGCCUUUAUUUAGUAGUGGAGAGUCCCGUGUUUUCAUUAUAGUGGUUGGUAUUCUUCUGAUCGGCAUCAAUGUUUAUGUUAGUCUAAACGUUUUUGAAGCGAUUGGAAGUUUUGGUUAUUUCUACGGUGACUUUUUCAUCCGAGAGGUUUCACCUAGGAUCAACUACAGUGGUAUCUAUCGAUACCUAAACAACCCUGACACCAUAUUAGGAAUUUCAGCAUACUACGGUGUUGCUUUUAUCUCGGGAAGUUGGGUGGUCUUUCUCUUGGCUAUUUUUUCGCAUGUCUGUGUCAUCGCUUUCGAUCAUUUUGUAGAGCUUCCUCAUAUGAAAAAGCACUACGAAGAUCAACUACGUAAGCGUGGCGGGUUCCAUGCGGAGUUAUUGAGAAAGGUCGAUACAACCAAGACAGAAUGCAAAAAGUGUGUUCAAAGCCUUCAGGUGAAGCUGGCAAGCUCCAAGGAAAUUUGUGACGACAUGGUUAAGGGCUGAUGAAAUUUAAUAAUACACAUGCAUUAAAAA
Messenger RNA from Phytomonas sp. EM1, 1889 nucleotides. Lineage: Eukaryota; Euglenozoa; Kinetoplastea; Trypanosomatida; Trypanosomatidae. The record is from the annotation of a GenBank genome assembly.